Messenger RNA from Armigeres subalbatus, 1956 nucleotides. RefSeq lists its product as uncharacterized. The coding region runs from base 1 to 1956 and encodes 651 amino acids. The record is from RefSeq and is a predicted model, not a curated record. The transcript has 3 exons. Lineage: Eukaryota; Metazoa; Arthropoda; Insecta; Diptera; Culicidae.
AUGAAUCCAGAGUUUUCGCUUCUGGAUAUUCUUCAGAAUCAACAACGGAUUCUCGAUAAACUGAUGGAAAAUCAAUCAUCCGCUGGUCAAGACAAUGGAAGUUCAUCAAGCCGACAAUCCACGUUUUCGAACCAGAGGAACAACAAUCAGGAGUUUAUUAUCGAGUCUCUGUCCAGUGGAAUCACAGAGUUCAUGUACGAUCCUGAGAACGGCGUAACAUUUGCAGCGUGGUUCUCAAGGUAUGAAGACUUGUUCCAUGAAGAUGCAAAAAACCUGGAUGAAGCCGCAAAAGUUAGACUUUUGCUUCGGAACAUUGGUACGGUGGCACAUCAAAAGUACAUUAGCUAUUUCCUUCCGAAGAAGCCCAACGAUCAAAAUUUCGAUCAAACCGUAUCAAUUCUGAAGACCAUUUUCGGACGACAGAUUUUAGUGUUCAACGCAAGAUAUCAGUGUCUACAGCUGUCAAAGAACUCCAGUGAUGAUUUUUACACUUACGCAGGAAUCGUUAAUCAAAAAUGUGAAGAAUUCAAGCUUAACGAAGUGACGCCAGAUCAGUUCAAAUGCCUUAUGUACGUGUGCGGCCUUAAAUCACACCGGGAUGCAGACAUUCGCACCACUCUCCUGUCCAGAAUUGAAAGCAAUAAGCCCGAUGAUGAUAUGACGGUACAUAGGUUAGUAGAUGAAUGCCAGCGACUGAUCAAUCUAAAACGCGACACAGCAAUGGUAGAGAAGCAUAGCAGCACGGAGCAAGCACUAUGGGACGUUCCAAUAAAUGCUGUAUGUAACACUGUACAACUACAAAAAUUUCCUCGGACGGAGGGUCUUAUUCAAGAACUUCAACAUAAAUAUGACGCAAUUUUUAGUGAUGAACUUGGACUUUGCAAAAAGAAAAAGGUGUCGUUCACAGUCAAACCUGGUAUCAAACCCAUAUUCCGUCUGAAACGACCAGUUCCUUAUGCAUCUGCAAGCAAGAUUGAAGUAGAAUUGGAUCGUCUUCAAAAACUCGGAAUUAUCAUACCUGUAUCGUAUUCAGAGUGGGCUGCUCCGAUAGUAGCUGUGACAAAACCAAAUGGACGUGUCAGAAUAUGUGCCGACUACUCAACAGGAUUAAAUUCUGCAUUGGAGCCACAUCAGCAUCCGUUACCUCUACCUCAAGACAUCUUUGCCAAGCUGGCCAACAAGAAGGUGUUCAGUCAAAUUGACCUAUCAGACGCCUAUUUACAGGUCGAGAUUGAUCAAGAUUCACGAAAGCGGCUCACAAUCAAUACUCACAAGGGACUUUUUGAAUUUACACGACUUUCUCCUGGUGUCAAGACAGCUCCAGGUGCUUUUCAAGAAAUUGUAGACAACAUGAUCGCUGGUUUGGACGGAGUAAGUGGCUAUUUAGAUGAUAUCAUCGUGGCAAGUGAUUCAGUGGAAGAACACAUGAUUCAUUUAGAGCGUCUGUUUGCACGUAUUCGCGAAUAUGGUUUUACUCUCAAGAUUGAGAAAAGCAAUUUCUUCAUGAGUGAAAUUAAGUAUCUGGGGUUAAUCGUUGAUUCUCAAGGUAUACGUCCAGAUCCAGAGAAGGUUCGAGCUAUUAGUGAGAUGUCGGCACCGCAUGAUGUCACUACCUUACGAUCAUUUUUGGGUGCGGUGAAUUAUUAUAGCAAAUUUGUACGUGGUAUGCAUAAACUACGUGAACCGAUGGAUGCAUUACUGAAGAAAGACGUCAGGUGGUACUGGUCUCCGGCUUGUCAACAAUCUUUCAACCAAUUCAAACGGAUUUUGCAGUCAAACCUGUUACUCACACACUAUGACCCAAGGCUCGAGAUUAUUGUUGCCGCUGAUGCUUCCAUGAGUGGAGUUGGAGCGGUUCUGCUACAUCGUUUUCCAGACGGCACAAUUAAGGCGGUUUGUCACGUUUCCAGAACCAUGACUCAAGCCGAGAAUGGAUACAGUCAAGACAGAUCAUAA